AGGUGCUAUGGGCCAAAUGAAAACCACCAAGCAACAACCAGCAGUGUGUGUGUGUGUUUGUAAUGUGUGUGUGUAAGCACAUGCACUUUUGUGCGUGAGCCUGCUAUCAGUCGCAACCCGAGCCAGGGAGACACGUGGAAGACGACAGGAUGAAACCGAAUCUUUCACAUUUAAGCAGCAGACACACAAGAGAGAUAAAGCCAGUGAGGUGUGCAGUACAGUGACAUUUCCAUCAGCAGGAGAAUUAUUUUCAACCCCAAAUCUGGAAAAGAAAGUAACCUGCAUGCUUUGGAGGAUGGAGAACAUCAUGGAAUGUCCUGAUGUCUGAAAGCCAUCCUCAUGCUGAUGUUACUCUCGCGUUCAACACUGGACCGCUGAUCCUGUACGUCUGCACUGGGAUCUCAAAUCAGUCUCUGAGUCUCUGAGGACUGGGUUGGGAGACACGGCUCUAGGCAGUUGAUGCACGACCUUUGGAGACCUUUUCCUCUCCACUGCGUAGCUGAGCGCAUGGCUCGCUGGAUGGUCUGAGUGCCGGUGAAAAAUGGUCGGAAAUGCCUUUCUCAGCAGGAAACGGAUGUGUGUGUGUGUGUGUGAGCUGUAGGCAGUGAUGGAGAUCAGGCCAAACUGCAGCGCUCACUGUGACUCUGCGUCCUGCUUCAUCCAUCCUGCAGUCAACAAGCAGCAGAGCUGGGACAUCCUGCUGAGACUCUGCACUCUCUCUACGAGGGUGGUGGAGGUGCAGAACAAGUCUCUGUCUCCGGUUCUGUGUGCUGUAGUUUGGACGCUGCUCUCCUGUGGGAUUCUGCUGUCCUUCCUCUUCCUCAUCUUCACCAUCCGCUACAAAAACAACAGGAUUGUGAAGAUGUCGAGUCCUAACCUGAACAUGCUGACUCUGUUAGGGAGUGUGCUGGCCUACACCACUGGCUUCCUGUUUGCUAUAGAGGACAGAUCACCUGUACAGGGAGCAAGCCCAAAGGCUGUCAUGCAGGCCUGGGUCUGGACGCUGUGCAUUGGCAGCUCUUUGGUGUUUGGACCCAUCCUGGGGAAAACAUGGCGUCUCUACAGGGUGUUUACGCAGCGUGUACCUGACAGGAGAGUGAUCAUUCGUGAUAUACGGCUGAUGGGUCUGGUGGCUGUGUUGGUGCUGGUGGAUGUGCUGAUUCUCACUGUGUGGAGUCUCACUGACCCUGUGAAGUGCUCCAGAUCAGUCAGUGCUGUGGUCAAGGUGGUGGAGUUUGAUGUGCGUUACUCCUUGUCUCAGAUGGACUUCUGCUCCUCUCACUACUCCGUCCUUUGGGUUCUUCUCCUCUGUGCCCUCAAGGCCGGUCUGCUGGUGUAUGGCACGUACCUAGCUGGAUUGACCAGCAGCGUUAGCCUUCCUCCGGUCAACCAAUCCCUGACCAUCAUGACUGCUGUGUAUCUGGUCACCGCAUCCACCGCUCUGGCCGUCCCUGUCUCUCUAUACCUGCACUCGUGGCCCAACCUGGUGUACGGCAUGCUCUCGGGAACCAUCUUCAUCUGCACAACUGCCAUUAACUGCCUUAUAUUCGUGCCCCAGUUGACCCAGUGGAGGCAGUUUGAAGAGGAUGUAAACCCUCACUCCAGCCAUAUGGCCAAGUACUUCAGCAGCAAGAGUCUGCGCUCCAGCGAGAACGACAUCUACUACCUGCUCGGAGAAUACGACUCCAUGAAGAGGUUAAUCAGUGAGAAAGACGCAGUAAUAAACAGCCUCCAGGAGCAAGUGACGAACGCCAAGGACAAACUGCUGAGGCUGAUGUCUGGUCACCUGCAGGACGAAAGAGAAAUGGAUUCUUCCACCACCAACCUCAACUCUUCCUCCACCCAGACUACAGUGGUACCUCCCGAGCCUCCUGCUUCUCCGCUCCCCAUUAGAGAGUUGAGUCCUCCCGCUGCUCUGUCCCCGCCACCAUAUGUACCUCCUCCAUCAGCUCCAUCUUCACCUCCUUCAUCAUCGUUUUAUGAAACGCCUCCUUCUUCACAGCACAGAGAGUCCUCAGCCUCGUCCUGUCCUCCCGGUCCAGACGGGGCUCCUCAGAACUCCCAAAUCAGCCACUUGAAACUUGAAAAUGAAGGUUUGACAAAAGAGUCUCAGCCCAAAAGGACCUUUACGAGUACGUCUGUCAGUGUAGAAUCUUCUGCAGUCAUAAACAUGCCUUUAGAUUCACAUGUUAACCUGAUUACGCUGCAUGAUUCCACAUCCCUGGCUUGGUCUGGUCUUCCACUGGAUGCAGCAGUUUCAGUGGUAGAGUCUAUUGCGCCUUCAGGGGUGGGUCGACAGGGUUUUGUAAGCAGCGAACAGCUGGAGGAGAUUCUGCACGAUUUGAGUGUGGAUGCCAUAAGCAGCUCGCUCAAAUCUCCAGGUGGAGUGAGAAGACUGUCGAAUCCUGCGCCUAAAAUUUUCUCGUCCCGAUCGGCUCUGCAGUUGUACUUUCCCAGCAUCUCGCCGUACAUGAUGCGAAAACGCCGACCUCCGUUCCACGCCUGCAGAAAGGGUCCUCCUCCGUACUACUACCCAGGCUCGGCACCUCCUGGCUGUAGGAGGACACGUGAACCAAAACCGGCUUCCAGCACUAAUUCGACACAAAAGGAACCCCGGAAUACUGAAAGUGAUGGAAAAGAGGACGAGAAAGAGGACGAAAGCUCUAGGACGUGGUGUGACUCAAACGCCCCAUCACGAUCAGGCAGGAGGAGAUCGAGACGCACCCAUCAAGACUGUUCAUCUGUUAGACAGCCCUCAGGUCCUUUAGCAGGGCAUGAGAGGACCAGAGCUGCCGAUUCGUAUGGAUAUUCAGACUCAGAGUCCAGCAGCUCAGAGGAUUACUGCUACUACCACCGACCCUACUGUGAAGCCUGCAGGCACAGUCCGUACGCCUCCAGCGACAGCAGCAGCUCAGAGACGUCCGACAGCGAGUACACAGAGCUGGAUCGCUCCUCACAUCCUGUGGUCAACUUCAAAGAGGACCUCAAACCCACGUUUGUUUGAAUAGAGGAAGUGGAAAGAGAAUGGGGGGUUGGAAAGGAUCGGAUUUCUAUGAAACAUGGCAUUAAACACAAGCAUUUGUAUAAAUAUAUAUUUAAAAAAUAGUAACUACAGUGAAUUUUACAAAUAAAUGCACAGAUUGUAUGGCUGGAAUGCUAGAAUGCAAGUCCAGAUAAGUCUUUCAUCAGCUGCCCUGGGAAAAUGUUCCUACUAUAUAUAGUUUUAAACACUACAGUCUGUAUCUCACCCACAAGUAAACUUAUGUAAGCAAUGAAGCACUCGGAGGCAUAAGAAAAUUCUCUCUUAUUAGAAAAUAAUCCACCAUGUGGUGGUCUGAUGCGAAACAGAGGGUUCAAGUGGAUUUGUUUCCAGUAACGGCACACCCUGAAGCAUUUAUAUCUUCUUAAAACACAACAAUUUGCCAGCAUGAUUUUUUAAAACGUAUUUAUUCAUGAACGUUUAUACAUGGCUUUCUCUUUUUUCAAGUUACAUUUAGUUCUCACUUACAUUUCAGCAGCUUUUAAAGCACCUUUUUACAUCUCUCAUGAAGUUAAUAUGUAAACAAACAAAAAAAACCCCAGAAAAUGUAUUGCGUUUGACUGUUUCUAUAAGCACUGACACUGGAGACUCCUUUCCUAAAUGUCACAUUAACGUCUCCAAACAGAGGCUUCACUGCACCAAUUUGUUUCAGUAAUACGACACUGUUGAUUAUUAGCUUCGACAUUGAGGUUGAUUAUUAGCAUUGAGGGAAAAGGGGCUUGUGUUUACAUUGAAGUUUGCUCAUGUGUCAAUUCUGACACCUUCGUACGUACAGUAUGUGACAGAUCUCAACAUUUUACACACAAGUACACUACAGACCAGACAGUUACGUUGCUCUGAAUGAAACACACUGUGACUGAUGCAAGGCACAAAGUCUGAAGAGCUUCCUUGAAUUAAAACUAUCCAAAAGCAUUAAAAGCUCUUUUCAGCCAUUUUAUUGCUAUCAUUUCAUACAACAGACUCAGAUAUGCAGCUGAUAUGAAAAUAUCCUCCAUGCUUUCUACUUACUUGCUAACUGGAAUAGGCAACAUGCAUGGGCUAGCGAUCUUUCUGGGUAGAUUACUAUAAAAUCAUCCAAUAAUCCACUCUUCUAAAAGUAGACUUCUGACAAUUACCACAUACCAUGUGCUCCAAACACACCGUCCAUGCCAUGUCCUCAUCGAUGUCCAUACACUUCACCUCUUUUACAAGUUACAUUCUUCAGAUCUUCAGCUUCUAGAAAGGAGUCUUUGACUUUCUACUGCAGAUGUCUUUACAAAAUAUCUUUAAAAGGCAACUACGCAGAUGAUAAAAGCCACUUAUUUUGGUCGUGAUUGUUCAUGUUAUACAGUAUGUAAAAGUUUGUACUGUUUCAGAGGUCUGUUUGUUUCCUCGAAAUUAUGAAUGUGAGGUGAAAUUCUUUGUAGAUAAUGUGUGUUGUUAAUUAGAUACAGUUCUUUGUUUAUUAUUUAUGUAAUUUAAUAUUUUUUUGUUACCAGUGACUGCCUCAAAUGCUGUUCUGCUGUGCUGGUUUACGUUAAACUGAAUUGUUACUUUCACACUUUAAAGUGUUUUCCUUUUUUAAUUUUAUUUAAUUUUUUUUUAAUAUGUGUGCAUUCUUACUGCUUACUUCAGCUUUACGUUCUUUUUUUUUUUUUUACCAGUCCGAAAACACAGGCACCGAUUCCUGGAAUUCAUUGGGUUGCUUGUGAGAGAUGACGGAUUUGUGAUGCCAUAGUGUAUUUCAAUUUAAUAAACUAACACACAGGACGUGUGCAAAAUCCGAUACCUUCUCUGAAAAAGAGAGAGGUUAUUGCCCUGUUUGACCACAAAUCGGUAUUCCUACUACAAAAAAAAUAUUGAUAAAAAUGCUUAACCAUUAUCUGUAUGUUCAUUUGAAAGUACCCAAAAUGCUAAUUCUAUGUCUACGAUCUAAUUAUAU
Hemibagrus wyckioides is the source of this 4961-nucleotide messenger RNA. It is a transcript of the gene gpr156, whose product is annotated as G protein-coupled receptor 156. Gene Ontology annotation, biological process: gamma-aminobutyric acid signaling pathway; G protein-coupled receptor signaling pathway. Gene Ontology annotation, molecular function: G protein-coupled GABA receptor activity. Gene Ontology annotation, cellular component: G protein-coupled receptor heterodimeric complex; membrane. NCBI's taxonomy places the organism in Eukaryota, Metazoa, Chordata, Actinopteri, Siluriformes, Bagridae. The transcript is spliced from 11 exons. Bases 608 to 3004 code for a protein of 798 amino acids. The record is from RefSeq and is a predicted model, not a curated record.